GCACGGCAUAACAGCUCAAUUUUUCAUCAUCGCGUGAAGGCAAAGCGGCUUCUUUUGUUUUAAAUUUAAUAAUUUCCUAAGAAAAAAAGCUUAAAACGGUAAAAAGUGCUGUUUAGAUUGUUCUAUGGUAAAAAUAGUAUCCGUAUCAAGCGUUAGUUUUGAGUUUCGUUUGAAUUCCAAAGCGCUAGCUGCAAAUAUAAAACAGCUCAGCGGCAGCUUGUCGGUCCGGCUGUCCGAACGUAGCUCGGCGAUUUUUUUUGUCUUCGUAGUGGUGUGUCUGUUUUCUCGUUCUGUAUUACAGAAUUGGCUCUUUCUAUUUGGCUUAUGUUUGUCCCCGCUUCAUCAUAAUGAUGGACAACGAUAGUGAUAACGAUAAUGAUCAUGACAACGAUAACGAUGGAGACGGAGAACUGAAUUUGGCCGGUUUCCUGUUCGGCAAUGUCGAUGAGCAGGGUCGGCUGGAAAAUGAUUUUUUGGAUGAAGAAGCCAAACAACAUCUUUCAUCUUUAUCAAGGAUGGGUCUUUCGUCUUUGCUGGAUGAUGUUCUCACGGAUGGCACUGAAAAACCCGUGUACAAUAGUGACAGCGACGAUUCAUCCUCCAGUGAUGAUAAUCGCUAUGAUCGGCACGACGAUGACGGCGGAAACUAUCGUAUCAAAGCCGAUGAUGCAAUCGAUUAUUCCGAUAUCAAUGAAUUAGCAGAAGAUUUGCCUGUGGCAAUCGAGCCAUCCCAGCAGAGAAAAUUACGCAAAGAUUCCGAUGGAGAUGAAGAAGAUUAUGAUGAUAUCGAGGCAUCAAUUCCCGUAAGCAAAGUCGACAUGAAGAAGGUUUCUGGAAGAAGUCGCGAUCGCUCCGAAGAUGACGGUGACGACGAGGAUGAUGGUAUUCCGGAUGAUAAGGAUCUCAUGCCUCCUCCUAGCGCACCAAUAAGCGGAGCAGAUGGCGAAGAUCCAGCAUCAGAAAAACCCAAAGUAGAACGAAAGUUAGAUACACCAUUGGCGGCUAUGUUGCCAUCAAAAUAUGCCGACGUUGACGUUCGAGAUCUAUUUCCGGAUUUCCGACCGGAUAAAGUUCUUCGUUUUUCUAGAUUAUUUGGUCCUGGCAAAAUUUCCAGCUUACCUCAAAUAUGGCGAAGUGUGCGUCGCCGUCGAAAGAAGAAACAACAAAAGCUAAAAAUGAAAGAUGGUUCAGAUUCAACCUCAGAUUCUGAUGAACCCAAGAGGAGAAGAGGUUUUGAUUUUGUGUAUGCGCCUGCACCUUCCCGAGACCAUUGGGUUUCCGAUGAUGAGGACAAACUGUUAAGUUUAACUAGAGAAGAAGAAAAAGAAGAAAAGCCCUUAAACGAUAGCAAUGGCGAUUCUAAACCAAAAGUGGCAGACUGGAGAUUUGGACCAGCUCAAGUUUGGUAUGAUAUGUUAGAUGUCCCAGAAACAGGCGAAGGUUUUAAUUACGGGUUUAAGCAAACAGACCGUAGGGAGGAAGUAGAUAUCAAAGGAGAACCGAUUCCGGAUGACGCAUUUCUAAUGGUUUCUCAGUUGCACUGGGAAGACGACGUGGUUUGGGAUGGAAAUGACAUCAAACACAAAGUUAUGCAGAAGCUCAAUUCAAAAAUAAACGCGGCUGGUUGGGUACCUUCCAGUGGUUCUCGAACAGCUGGAGCCUUCAGUCAGCCGGGAAAAAGUAUACCUGCAUCACCCGCAGUUGGAAGUUCUAAGCCGAUGAGCUCUGCCCAAAGUAAAAUGAGUAAAACGCAAAUGAUAAUCAAUGCUGCUCAAAACAAACAGGAAGAAUCUGACGAUACCUGGUACAGCAUUUUCCCUGUCGAAAAUGAAGAACUUGUCUACAGUAAAUGGGAAGAUGAGGUCAUUUGGGAUGCAGAGUGUGUGAGCAAAGUUCCCAAACCAAAAGUUCUCACUUUAGAUCCCAAUGAUGAAAAUAUCAUUCUUGGCAUUCCGGAUGAUAUCGAUCCGUCAAAGAUUAUCCGAAAUACUGGUCCUGCACCGAAGGUUAAAAUCCCACAUCCUCAUGUCAAAAAGUCGAAAAUUUUGCUCGGAAAGGCUGGCGUAAUCAACGUUCUUGCCGAAGACACUCCACCACCACCACCCAAAAGUCCUGAUCGUGAUCCGUUCAACAUAUCCAACGAUGUUUACUAUAUGGCCAAAUCUUCGGAAGCAACUCUUAAACUCAAAGUCGGAGGUGGAAACUUACUACAACACUCAACUCCAGUUGUCGAACUUCGAGCUCCAUUUAUUCCCACUCAUAUGGGUCCGAUGAAAUUGCGUAUGUUCCAUCGACCACCGAUGAAAAAAUAUUCUCACGGAGCACUUUCCUCCAUCGAUCCCCAACCUGUUUUACCACUCCUCAAACACAUAAAAAAGAAAGCCAAACAACGCGAAAUGGAACGGAUUGCUUCUGGUGGUGGAGAUGUCUUCUUCAUGCGCACUCCUGAUGAUCUUUCAGGUCGUGACGGAGAACUUAUCUUGGUGGAAUUCUGCGAAGAACAUCCUCCUCUUAUGAAUCAGGUUGGAAUGGCCACGAAAAUAAAGAAUUAUUACAAACGAAAGGUGGCCAAAGAUGCUGGACCCCAGGAAUAUCGCUUCGGAGAAAUUCACUUUGCGCACACUUCACCUUUCCUCGGAAUUCUGCAUCCUGGUCAGUGCAUACAGGUGGUUGAAAAUAACAUGUACCGGGCGCCGAUUUACCCACAUACCGUUCAGGAAUCCGAUUUUCUAGUUAUCCGUACCCGUAGCAGCUAUUUCGUUCGAGAAAUUGAUGCCCUUUUCACUGCUGGCCAAGAAUGUCCGUUGUACGAGGUGCCCGGACCAAACUCUAAACGGGCGAAUAAUUUUGUCCGAGACUUUUUGCAAGUUUUCAUCUAUCGUUUGUUCUGGAAGAGCAAAGACAAUCCACGCAAAAUUCGUAUGGAUGACAUCAAAAAAGCCUUUCCGGCACACUCUGAGAGUAGCAUUCGGAAGCGCUUGAAGCAAUGCGCCGAUUUCAAGAGAACAGGUAUGGAUUCGAAUUUUUGGGUCAUUAAACCCGAGUUUCGGCUCCCUUCGGAGGAGGAAAUCCGCGCGAUGGUCUCUCCCGAACAGUGCUGUGCGUAUUUCAGCAUGAUAGCUGCUGAGCAGCGCCUCAAAGAUGCUGGCUACGGCGAGAAGUUUAUUUUCGCUCAGCAAGAGGACGACGACGAAGAAAUGCAGCUAAAGAUGGAUGAUGAGGUAAAGGUGGCUCCCUGGAACACCACGAGGGCCUACAUACAGGCAAUGAGGGGAAAAUGUAUCCUACAGCUGAACGGCCCUUGUGAUCCAACCGGUUGCGGCGAAGGGUUCUCGUAUGUACGAAUGCCAAACAAACCUACGCAAAACAAAGAGGAAAUAGAAAGCCAGCCGAAGCGUACUGUCACUGGAACGGAUGCCGAUUUGCGUCGACUUUCGCUGAACAAUGCCAAAGCUUUGCUACGCAAAUUCCAAGUACCGGAAGAGGAAAUAAAAAAAUUAUCCCGCUGGGAGGUUAUUGACGUUGUACGAACGUUGUCCACGGAAAAGGCAAAGGCCGGCGAAGAAGGAAUGGAUAAGUUUUCGCGUGGUAAUCGUUUUUCCAUCGCCGAACAUCAAGAGCGUUACAAGGAAGAAUGCCAGCGGAUCUUCGAUCUGCAAAAUCGAGUUCUUGCUUCGUCGGAAGUUCUCUCUACAGACGAGGGUGAAUCGACGGCUUCUGAAGAAUCCGAUUUGGAGGAACUAGGUAAAAAUUUGGAAAAUAUGUUGGCCAACAAGAAAACUUCCACUCAACUGUCGCUGGAGAGGGAGGAACAGGAAAGGCAGGAAUUGCUCAGAAAAAUAAUGGAAGAACAGGGCAGCUCGAAAGGAGGAAAAAAAGGGAAGGAUGAUGAUUUAAAGGAGAUUCCUCCUCCUACUACAAAAAUUCUCAAAAUUACACGAACAUUCAAAAACUCUGAAGGUCGCGAAUUCACUAGGGUGGAAAUUGUUCGAAGAUCGCCGGUCAUCGAUGCGUAUGUUAAAAUUCGAACCACUAAAGACGAAGCCUUCAUUCGUCAGUUUGCCACUCUGGAUGAAGCGCAGAAGGAGGAAAUGAAGCGAGAAAAAAGACGAAUUCAAGAACAACUUCGUCGUAUUAAACGUAAUCAACUGAAAAUUGGCAUGCUUCAGCAGCAAAAUCAACAGCAACACUCGGUGGGUACACCGAUUAGUCUUGGUGAUCGCGAAACUCCGGGCAGUUCCAAAUCGAACACCAGCCUUUCGACGCCCAAAGAAAGUCACACUAAGGAGAGCAGCCCAUCGUCUCGAAAGAAAGUUAAAUUGAAGCCAGAUUUGAAACUUAAGUGUGGUGCCUGUGGUCAAGUGGGUCACAUGAGAACAAACAAGGCUUGUCCGCUGUACACGGGAACAGUUCCAACUCCAUCGGUGAAUGUGGCCAUGACCGAGGAACAAGAGGAAGAAAUUGAAAAAGAAUUGAACGCAGAUGAUGAGGAUUUGGUUAACGUCGACGGUACUAAAGUAAAGUUGAGCGGAAAGUUGCUGAAGCGCCACGAAGAUGUAAAGAGAAGAACGCUUCUGUUGAAGGUUCCCAAAGAAGCAGUAGGAAAGAAAAAACGGCGGGUUGGUGGCGAUGCCAACUGCGAUUACCUCAAGCGCCACAAAACAGCCAACCGCAGGAGAACGGAUCCACUGGUGGUAUUUUCUUCGAUACUGGAACAACUUUUGAACGAACUGCGAGAUAUGCCGGACGUUGCUCCGUUUAUGUUCCCGGUCAAUGCUAAACAGGUUGUAGAUUACCAUAAAAUAGUACAGAGGCCGAUGGAUUUGCAAACUAUUCGAGAGCACAUUCGCCAAAAGAAGUACCAAACGAGAGACGAAUUUAUUGCAGAUAUCAAUCAAAUAGUGGAAAACUCCUCCCUGUACAACGGAGCCAAGAGUUCACUUACGAUUGCAGCCCAAAGGAUGCUGCAAAAAUGUAAGGAUCGGAUGCAGGAAAAAGAAGACCGCCUAGCUCGGCUCGAAAAAAGUAUCAAUCCUCUGUUGGACGAUGAUGAUCAGGUGGCCUUGUCCUACAUGCUUGGAGAGUACGUGAACGGUCCGCUGAAGGCUAUGCCUGAAAGUUGGCCAUUUUUGAAACCGGUCAACAAGCGGUUAGUUAAAGAUUACUACACCAUCAUUCGGAAGCCGAUGGAUCUGGAAAAGGUGUCCAAGAAAAUUGCUACUCACAAGUACCACUCGAGAGCGGAUUUCCUACAGGAUAUAAUUCUAAUUGCCGACAAUUGUGAAACGUACAAUGGAGCGGAGGCCAAUUUUACCCGACAGGCCCGCCACAUGGUCGAAGUUGUGCGACAAGCUUUGGAUGCUAUGGAUAACAUGGGCCAGCUUGAGAAAAACAUUGCACUCGUUCAAGAACGUGCUCGCAAUGAAGAUAUCGAUUGGGAAGACGACGAACGCGAUGCGAAGUUUUUCCAAGGUUCUCGAGAUACUUCGCCAGAUUACGGCGAAGGCGAUACCAGCAAUUUGGAACGGCCUUCAUCAGCUGGGUCGAUGAAUUCAAGCCGACCCGGUCCCAGUGGAUUGGCAAAAAAAAGCAUGUUCGACGCCAGCAAGAAGAUUCGUGGCAGACCGAAGAAAAAUCAUCCCGAAGAAGAAUUCCCUGGCAUGGCGAUGUCGCAGAUGAUGAACAAGAUGCUGGCGAAACGGGUCCGUGGUCGGCCAAAAAAAGAAGGUUUUCUUUCGCACAGCAGGGACGGGGUGCUCGUCCACGAUGAUAAUAGUACCCAGAGUAGUUUUCAUGGUGAUCUUCAUCAUCACCAACCGUAUCAGGCAAAUCGUCUAAUGGUGUCUGCGAAUCCCAUGUCGAUGGCGGCUGCUGGUUCUUCUGGGAUUCCUAUUGGUGCAUCAACUUCGGAUUUAUGGGUCAACGAUCCAUCGGCUUCGGCCUAUGAAAUGAACUGGAUGGCCAAUACUGGCACUUCGGUUACGGACGGCAGGCAAAUAAAAAGUGAACCCACCAGUAAUUACCCAUAUGGUGAACAACAACGACAGCAAUCAUUCCAACGGCAGCACGGUGGAAGCUUUCUAGGUAGUGGCAGUAGAUUCGUAAAAAGUUUCAAACGAGAAGGAGGUGGUCAAUAUUCUUCGGAUGAUGAGGAAUUUGAAGAGGUAACUAUGAGUGACAACGAGGGCGUUUCGGUGAUGCUGGAUCAAUCGAAUGCGGCUUCCAGUUCAUCAAUGCUGCAGCCUACGGAGGGUGCAGGCGAUGGCCACCAGGCAGCGGAUGCUGCAGUUAAUCAACAACAGCAACUAUUCAACCAAACAGCGGAUGAAUCGCUGGAGAUUGAUCCCAAUUACGAUCCCAGUGAUUUCCUGUCCGGUAUGACUAACCGACCAUUGGGUGCCGGUAAUGAUCAGGCCGAUCUGCUUGUCGGUGGUAGCCAGUUUCAGUUUCAGCAACAGAAUCAACCUUUGGAUGAAAAUAUGCAGCAGCAAUUCCAACAGCCGCAGCAAUAUCAGCAAAUCGACGUUCAACAAAGUCAAAUCCAGCAACAGCAAUUGUAUUCGCAACAGGAGCAGACGACGUCGAGAUUGCCACCUUUGUCAUCGCUGCAUAAAGAUCUCGCUAUCUCGGAUAGUGACGACGAGCAGAAUAAUCUUCAAAUGGACGUCUUCAACAAUGGAAACGAGAACGACGAUAAUGAUGACGGUGGUGGUUUGUGGUUUUAAAGCGAGUACUUUAUAUUAGAUCCAGAUUGUUAAUAAUAUACCUAUUCGAUUAGUUAUUCGAUAUAAAAGA
Molecule: messenger RNA, 6795 nt
Organism: Uranotaenia lowii
Lineage: Eukaryota; Metazoa; Arthropoda; Insecta; Diptera; Culicidae
Gene: Taf1
Product: transcription initiation factor TFIID subunit 1
Exons: 10
Coding region: 348-6725 (2125 amino acids)
Biological process (GO): RNA polymerase II preinitiation complex assembly; transcription by RNA polymerase II; DNA-templated transcription initiation
Cellular component (GO): transcription factor TFIID complex
Molecular function (GO): DNA binding; RNA polymerase II general transcription initiation factor binding; histone acetyltransferase activity
Source: RefSeq, a predicted model, not a curated record